AUGGCGGACAAAAAAGCAGUUUGCGUUUCCGUGAAUAUAUUUCUGCGAAAAGUUAUGGUUACAUCGUAAAAUUUGUUCCGGCUCAGGUACAUUCGGUAGAUUUCCAACCAGUUCUUCUCAAUGUUUAUGCUGGUCACUUUCGGGACAAUUCAAAACCAAAAUGGAAAGCGUGAUACUAGUUGUAGUGCUGGCUGUAUUCACACCAGGAAUUUCGGCUCAGUUUAAUGACUCUUAUUAUUUAAUAGAAGUUAAUCGUGAAACCAUCCAGUGUAAAAUGUGUCCGCCUGGUGCUUACUGGAUUCAACAUUGUAGUAAAGACGGUGGCCAGGCAAUAUGUAUGGACUGUCCUUAUGACCGCUUUUCAGAGGACUACAAUCGAGCACUUUAUUGUAAAAGGUGUACUAAAUGUAAAGGAAAUGAUAAGGAAUCUGGUGAAGUCGUGGCGGAGGCAUGUACGCGAUUUCACGAUACGAAAUGUGAGUGUAAACUAGGGUACUGGAGAGAAGAAAGAAUAGUCGGAUAUUGCCGAGAAGUGUCGCCGUGUAAGCCCAGCUAUGGUGUGAAGAAGAUGGCGAACAGUCACAAUGAUACAACAUGCGAGAGAUGUGUUAAUGGGAAGACCUUCUCCAACAUCAGUUCCGAGGUGACGCCAUGUCAGAACUGUUCAGUUUGUCCUGAGGGAUGGGUGCAGAAAUUGUCAUGUCACGAAACUGAAGACACUGUGUGCAUUCCAAAAGACGAAGAAGAGGACGUCAAGGUUGGACUUUAUGUGGGAGUGACCGUUUGCAUACUUGCGAUAUCUGUGAUCAUCAUUGUGAUCUUCAUUUGUCGGAAAAAAACAACUAUGGAAAAUAUACGGCGUCGAGACAAACAUGAUGGAGAGGAACAAGCCAAUCCUUCACAGCGAUGUCCCGUUGAUUCCCCGUUGAUGUAUAGUUAGUAAAUACAUAUCCGGACAACAGUAGAUGAGCCCCCUUGACUUAUCGAGAGUACUGCGGACAUAUUGGUGUACGAACAAUGUCAUUUUGGUGCUAUCAAAAUUUCUAGUUCAUAUUUCACGAGGCGAAAGAAAGUGAUUAUAUUUAGUCCUCUAAACAUUAAUUAGCUGUCCGGACAGAAUUAUUUAGAAAUUAUUAGUGUUGAGCACGAAAUGCCGAUAUACUUUACAGCAUGUGUUUAAUAACUUCUAAUAUACCAAUUAUUGACUAAAUAACAAUUCGGUAGCUGUAAUCUGCGUGUUGAUUGUCGCUCUCAUUAGAGCUAUUCCAAAUGAUUAAAUGUGAAUAUGACCAGCGAUCCCUUGGCGGAGGAAUGAGUCUGACACUAAUCCUCGUUAUGAAACACACAUUGCGCUCCAGUUGCGUGGAUUUAUAAUGACUUACCAGAGAAGAGUUGGACUUUGUGCUGAAAGUCGCAAUUGUGAAAACUGUGUUGUGUAUAGCACUAUUUGGUGAUGAAGUUCGCAUUUGGGAAAUUUGUGUGUGUGUUUUUUUAUGUGAUAUCUAUAUGAGUGAAUAUUGACUGUAACACUAUAACACUGUGAUGUAGCAGAAUCAUAUUAGACAUUCAUGAAUCAUAAAUUAAGUUCAUCAUCUGAACAUAAUUGAUGUAAAUAUAAAUAUACAGUGAGUAUGCGAAAUUAAAACGAUAUCUUCAGUACCAGGAGGAAAAGUGAUUUAUGCGAAAACAAAUAAUCCACUUUUGGUCGUAUAUGUUUAUAUAUUAAAUAUUUUAUCAAUGAUAAAGAUUGUAUGAAACAUUAAAAAAUUUAACAUGUAAAAAUAUACGACAAAAAGUGGAUUAUUUGUUUAUUAUGUGUAUCAUAGAGUACAAGAACACAUUUGUUUUUAUAAUUCUCGGUCCAAGAGAUCACCUUAGGGACCGAAUCGCUCGAAUCAGAUAGCUCGACUGGCCAAAAAUGCAGUCUAAAUACCAGGUAACUGUGAAUAAGCACACAAGUUAGCGGAUAAUGUGUUACCUUGUUUGAUGAAUUCACGUUGCGAAAGUUACUGAUAGAUUUAUGCCACCAUGAUGAUUAAUGUUUAUUAUACUUACACAGAACGAUAGAUUCGAAUUAUUUACUUUUCUUACCUAAAAAAACAACAGCGAUUGCUUUAUUAAAAUCAUUAUAAGAAAUAAAUUUACGUCAAUUAUUCGAAUGAGAUAAGAAAUCGAGAGUAAAAACUCAUAUAUCAGUUUUCUUAAUUCGAAGCUGCACGUUAGGACAACGUUUGUUUAGUUUACGGAAAGUCUUAAGCACAACGUUUAGAUAAAGUUGUCUCUUCACUAAACUUUCAUUAUUUUAAUACUUGCAAAUCAUUUUGCUUGCCUUAAAAUAUUUAUUCCAUUACACAUAAUGUGUGUGAUUGUUUAAUGAUAAUUAGUUGAAAUUAGUUACAAAAUUUUAAGAUUAGUACAUGCAGUUUAUCUCAAUUCUUUAACUUUUAAAGUUGGUAAACUAAUUGUACGUUUUUGUUGAUUGAUGUGCUUGAUAUGUUUUCUUGUAUAUCGAUGUGCGUUGUUGUUAUUUUUCUUUCAGGACUUAAUAAUUGUAAGAGUGGAUUUCGUAACGCUUCCAUCUGUGAUAUCUAGUUAGCUUUGUAUUUUACGCCAGCUAGUAAUCACAUUUGUUGUGAUAGCGUAUGAAUUGUUUUCUUUCUGUUUUUAAAUAUUGAAAUGGGACAUCUUGCAAUGUAUAUUUACAAUUUGUAUAUGACACUGUCAACCACUUAUAGCGAGAUUUAAUUGACUUUUGAAUCAUUGUGCAAUAUUUUUAUACAUUUGAAGGCAACUAGUUUGUAAGGUUGUAGCUAUUGAUAUUUAACUAAACGCUGUUGGGAAAGUUUAUUUUAUUUGCUUAAUAACAUGAUGCAUUUUUAUUUUUUGUUGAAUAUUUCAUUUGUAAUAAAUCCCACAGCCCAUGA
Messenger RNA from Mya arenaria, 2924 nucleotides. RefSeq names its product tumor necrosis factor receptor superfamily member 5-like. The record is from RefSeq and is a predicted model, not a curated record. Bases 161 to 940 code for a protein of 259 amino acids. Gene Ontology annotation, molecular function: protein binding. Lineage: Eukaryota; Metazoa; Mollusca; Bivalvia; Myida; Myidae. The transcript has 6 exons.